Molecule: messenger RNA, 2620 nt
Organism: Diatraea saccharalis (sugarcane borer)
Lineage: Eukaryota; Metazoa; Arthropoda; Insecta; Lepidoptera; Crambidae
Source: the annotation of a GenBank genome assembly
GUGACUGUCAUCAACUGAGAAAUGAGGGUGAAGAAGAAAAUCAAGAAAAACGCAUGUAAUAUACGGAAAAUACUGAAUCAAUAAAAUUGAACUCUUAAUUUACUCGUAAAUAAAAGACACACAAAAUGUCUCGAGAUAAAAGUGUUUGGUUUGCUGAAGAAAUCCUUUUAGAUGCUAAACUAAUCAAUUUCCAAUUAGAGACUGGAGAAUGGGAUGCCGUUGAAGAAAUGUUACGUGCAGAGGCACAGCUUUCCCGGGACACAGAAACAGGGAGAUUACGGCCUAAAAAAGCCUCUGAAUACACAUUGCGUCUUAUAGCUGAAGUGUUACAUAUUAUGCGACUAGACGUAGAACAGGCUUCCUACAACCGCAGCACUCUUGCUGUUGCUGAACAAUGUCUACGAUUAGUAAGGUCUUGUGCUGCUGCUGGUACUAAAAUGCAGACAUAUAUUUCUAAAGAACUCUCAAUACUUGAUUCCAUGCUGAUACUAGCCACAGAGUUCCAACACCCUAAUGUUGAGUUUUUAAAUGAAGAAUUACAGAAGAAAUAUGAAGCUUGUAUGACUGUUCUCGUUCAAACUUUAGGUAAUCUAGUUGUGAACAACCCGUUUAACCAAAUCAUGAUUUGGAACAAGUUUGAUGCUAUUAUACUCAAUAGUUUAAUUGGGCAAAACGAUAAAAUCGCAACUGCUGCAGCCAUGGUAGUAUAUAAUAUAUUGUUGGGUCAACCUAAUGUUCUACCAGAUGAUGUUUCCUUGCUUAAUUCUUUAGCAUUUAUGUACAGUAAUGGCAACACUGAAUAUCCACAUUUAAUUAUAGAAUAUCUAAUUGGUGUUGAAAAUACUUAUAUUGAAAGAUUAUAUUCUAAGCUGGAUCCUGAAUGCAGGAUUCUUGUAUUGAACCUUGCAUAUAAUAUUCUAAUGUCAACGGAGACUCAAGAUAUAAAUGUGUCAGUUAAUUUCGUCAAAUUUAUGGCACAUGAAUUCAAAAGCAAAUCUGACUGUAUAUUAAAAACUGUUGAUAAAUAUGUGAACAGUAUAGAGCCACAGGAAGUGGUAUUUUUACUGGAAAUUAUAGCUACAGCUUCCAGCAUGGAUGCAUAUAUGGACUGCUUGCAAAGCGACACUUCCCUUUUCAUAAAUUGUGCAUUUUUACUUAAAGCCAUCCAUAAACUGGGCAAAGAAAGCAGCAACUUUUUCUCUUCCAUGAAUAAACUUUAUGCUGCUACAGGAAAAUACCUAGUGAAUGAUGAAAAUAUAUUCAAUUCCAGCCAAUCUCCUGAAAAUCCUCUAACCAAAAAUGACUCUGCAGAUAACAUGCUUUCCUGUAAUGAAACCACAUCAGAAUGCACAGAGUCAGAAAGCAGUGAACAAUACUUUGAAUGUAGUGAUAACAUGCCAGUAAUGGACAGGUUAGACAAUAUAAACUCUUUUGAUAAUCUACAUCAAUCUUUUAAAUUAACAGAAACAGUGCUUAAUGCCAAAAAUGGAAAAAAUAAUGAUGAUCCCAAUGUCAAAAUUGAUAAUGACUUAACUAAGGUAGCUUACAAAAGGAGCAGCUCUGUGCCAAAAGCUGAUGAUCGCAUACAGCAUUUGCCAACAAGAAGAAUUAGUCUGGAACAUAAAAUAGAUAUAAGUGAUGAUACCGAACCACCACUAAUAAUAGAUUCGUCUUCACCGAAUGGUAGUAUGAAUACUAUUGCGGAAGUUAUACCUGUAGCAUUGCAGCCUUGGUUAGAUUUGCAGGGAACUAGCACCCCUAACUCACAGGAAAAUUCCCCAAGUGAUCCUCCCACAGAAAUUCAUCUUCCUAAGGAGGAAGUUAAAGCCGAAAUCAAAGCGUCGCCUAGUGAGAUAUCUCCACCUUUAGCUGAUUUACCUCUUGAAACAGAAACAAAGAAAUCACCAGACACACCGAAAGAGGUAAAAAAAAGUCAAAAUCUGUCAACUGACUUUGAUCUCAGUGAGCAGUUGCAGAAGAUAUUGGGUAUAUCUUCAGAGAAAACACGAGGUGAUAGUUCAAAUGUUGAUAAAAAGAAUGAACUAACAAAAGAAGUAAAAAUAGCUGAUGAUAAUCUAGUUAAUAAAGUACCAUCUGUUAAAAUCGAUUCACCUGAAAGUCAUAAAACUAGACUAGGAGCAAUAGAUAUGACGACCCCUAAAAAAGCGAUGACCAGUGUAGAGACAGUGGAGAGACAUGUGGCCUUUGGUUUCAAGGCUGGACUAGUGCGUACACUAGCUAACCUUUGUUGGAAGAAUCAGGAGAAUAAGCGACAGAUGAGAGAAUUAGAUGUGAUCCAAGUUUUACUGGACUGUUGUAAUAUCGACGCUCGAAAUCCCUUGAUAAUGCAGUGGGUUAUUUUCGCCGUUCGUAACUUAUGCGAGAACUGUCCCGAAAAUCAGGAGGUGAUCUCGAAACUGACUCUUCAAGGGCCUGUUGAUAAUGAAGUGCUACAAGAAAUGGGACUCACCCUACAAACAGACGCACAAGGCAACUCAAUUAAGAUUGUUCCAAUGUCUAGAGUAUAGUAGUCAAUAAGUUACGCAUGUUUCUUAUAUAGUCAUCCUUUUAUGUCUAAAUAAAUGCAAUGAAAGUUAAAUAAACGAUAUGCUGUACUGUU